AUGACUGGACGUGGCAAAGGCGGCAAGGGUCUCGGCAAGGGUGGCGCCAAGCGUCACCGUAAGAUCUUGCGCGACAACAUCCAGGGUAUCACCAAGCCCGCCAUCCGCCGUCUCGCUCGCCGUGGUGGUGUCAAGCGUAUCUCCGCCAUGAUCUACGAGGAGACCCGUGGUGUCCUGAAAUCCUUCCUUGAGUCCGUCAUCCGUGAUGCCGUCACGUACACCGAGCAUGCCAAGCGCAAGACUGUCACCUCGCUUGAUGUCGUCUAUGCCCUGAAGCGCCAGGGACGUACCCUUUAUGGUUUCGGUGGUUAG
This is a messenger RNA of Monascus purpureus, 312 nucleotides long. The record is from the annotation of a GenBank genome assembly. NCBI's taxonomy places the organism in Eukaryota, Fungi, Ascomycota, Eurotiomycetes, Eurotiales, Aspergillaceae.